AGCUACACAAGAGUUGGACGUCCCAAGGAUCCCAGAAAGCACUAACCGACCUACGUGCUGGUGGCGUAACGUCAUCUGUGUUUAUGUGGCCCUCUACUCCAGUUUUAUUAUCGGGGCUGUGGCUAAAUUAGCAUGGUAGCAUUUCGUCAAACAUGAUUUGACUACAUAGCAGACACAAAGGACAGAGAUGGCGGUGUGUGCACUGACAAUGGACGGGAUGGAAGACGGGGUGGCUGCAGUAAGCGGUGUGUUACUCCUGGUCUUGGCCCUGGUCCUGGCUUGGCUCUCCACGCAAGUGGCAGAUCGGGGAGACCACAUCCUGAGCACCAUCCUUACAGUUGGGGCCCACGCCUCUCUAAUCGGGCUGGGGGGCCAUGACAGUUACAGUGGAGGGCCACCCAGUGCAGACACACCAGAGCAGCAAACACCUCCACCCUCCCAGGAGAAUAAGCCAGAGGAGGGGGAGCCUGGGUCUGAGAGGGAAGAUGGGGAGAUAACAGGAGAGGGGACUGCAGGGGCUGGAGUUGACCUGCUGUUGAAUAUCCAGGGGAAGAAACCUCAGACAUACCAGCCUGAUGAUGAUGAAGAUGAUGAGGAUGACUAUGAGGAAGAAGACAAGGUUCAGAAGCUGAGCCCAGUGGUCUCCUGCACCAGCAUCACGGUUCGUUUGAAGUUCCUGAAUGACACAGAAGAGGUGGCAGUCCUGAGUCCCCAGGAUACAGUGGGUCUACUGAAGAGUAAGUACUUCUCAGGGCGGGAGCGUCAGAUCAAGUUGAUCUACCAGGGCCAGCUGCUUCAGGAUCCCAAACGGACUCUGCUCUCCCUCAACAUCUCUCACAACAGUGUGAUCCACUGCCACGUGUCCCAGGUGCUGCGGGAGGCCAGCCCAGAGGAGGCAGCUCGCUCUGGGGCUAGUGGGGGAAUCAGGGCUGCAGGCCUGGCUCUGAGCACCAGCAGCCUGGUGGUGCCUGUGUUUGUGGUGAUGUUAGCCGUGGUCUGGUACUUCCGCAUCAACUACCGUCAGUUCUUCACCGCCCCUGCUACCAUCUCCCUGGUGGGAGUCACUGUGUUCUUCAGCUUCCUCAUCUUUGGAAUGCACAGCCGGUGAGCGGGAGAGGAGGCAGGAUGGAAGGGCCCUCAUCUGGGCAGGAGAAUGAGAGGGAAAAACAACUGUGUCAGGAGGAUGAAUGGAGUCAGGGGGCCUCUGCCUCAGACACCAUAGAGCUCAACUGGAAUCUUAAGAGUGGGUGUGCCUGUGUUUGUGCAUGCACCAGCAAAUAGCAUAAUAUGAGAUUGAUUGUAUGUGCAGAGAUUUAAGUUAUCUGGAAUGUGUGUUUGUUAGUAUGAAGCAGAGAUAAUACUGAGUGGUAAUUUUGUUUCUCAGAAAAACAUUGAGUGGGUCCAGCUCCUGUUGGUCCUUUAUAGGGCAGAACCAUCAGCAUCACAGCCAGGACCACAGGCUGCUUGGUCCACUGUGUCAGCAACAUCUUCUGGUCAGUUUGGCUUCACAUAGCCUGUUCUGUGUUAGGUUGCUCUCAGUAAUUAGGGUCUCUAUUCAAUCAGAUCCGCUUAAGCCCACAUCAGUAUAGAAAUUGUGUGGGAGGUGGAACUGUGUUAGUGCUGUCAAUCCACUGAGGUAUAAGAACUGGAGACUGCGCCCAAUAUGUCCGCCUUUUGUUUUCAAGGUUAUCUACUCAUGUUCGCAUAGGCCAAUUCAUGUCUGUCUAUAUCCGGGUUGAAUCCAGUUUAUACAGACCAACAUCGCAUGCACACUAGCACUCAGUGCGCACAGGGUGCAGCGCAGACAUCAUCCAAAAACAUGGCAGACUGAUGAAUAUAAAAUGUUGGCAUUAGCUACAAAUAUUUGAAUAAUUAAAUGGAUGAUUUGUGCACAAAGG
Oncorhynchus tshawytscha (Chinook salmon) is the source of this 1898-nucleotide messenger RNA. RefSeq names its product transmembrane and ubiquitin-like domain-containing protein 2. The record is from RefSeq and is a predicted model, not a curated record. Lineage: Eukaryota; Metazoa; Chordata; Actinopteri; Salmoniformes; Salmonidae. The transcript has 3 exons. The coding region runs from base 188 to 1108 and encodes 306 amino acids. Gene Ontology annotation, molecular function: protein binding.